Molecule: messenger RNA, 489 nt
Organism: Arabidopsis lyrata subsp. lyrata
Lineage: Eukaryota; Viridiplantae; Streptophyta; Magnoliopsida; Brassicales; Brassicaceae
Exons: 3
Coding region: 132-413 (93 amino acids)
Source: RefSeq, a predicted model, not a curated record
UAUGCAGUGGCCAUCAUCUUCUCUGUUCUGUCUUUUAAACAACACUCGAGUCUGUCUCUUCUUCGCAGCCGCGACUCCUCUCUGUCGCUCUACUAUAAUCUCCCCGCCGAUCAAUAAUAACAUUUUCUCCGAUGGAAGAGAGUGAUGCUGUUCCAAAACCAGUUGUUGUUGACCCUCCAUUAUACGACGAAGCUCCUCCUUCGGCUUCUCGACGCCGGCCGGUGAUGAUCGCCGCCGAUGCAGCUCCUCCAGAAGAAAAUCAUCUCAUUCAGCGGAUUCAAAGAGCUCUUGUGGAAUUGCGUGAAUUGAGAAAUCAGUUUAAUGCUAUUCUUAGGGAACUAGAAGUCGAAGUAGGAGAAGAAGAAGAGCAAGCGGAAUCUUCAGUGGAGGAUCCAGAGGACUCUGAUUCUUAGUUGUUUAUUAGAAAAUGUUUUGUUUCUUUACUAGUUACCUAUUUUAUCUAUUCUCUGCCCUCAUGAUUUGCCUAAA